CGUCACACAACGCGUAGGAUCGAGAUCUCCUGCACAGCACCAUAUCAGAUUUACCAUAUUUCAACCUAAAACAAGGCUGUGAAAAUACUUGUUGAUGGAGGACGUGCUGCAGGGAAAUGACAGACCAGGGCAAUAACAAUCAGAACAUCUCACAAAACCCCUUCGCAGCACUCUUCAGUUCAGUCGCUGACGCAAAACAGUUUGCAUCUGACCAAAAGCAACAGCCUCCAACUGAGCAGCAAUCAGUAGAUUCAGGAGAGAGCCAGUCUGAGUCAGACAACUCUGCGUCUGAAAGCAUUGAUGAGAAUGAUGACUCAGUGGCGGAGAUCAGCCGAUCGUUUCGCUCACGACAGGAGCUCUGUGAACAGCUCAAUGUCAACCACAUGAUCCAGAGGAUCUUCCUCAUCACUCUGGACAACAGUGACCCGAGUCUAAGAAGUGGCAAUGGCAUUCCACCACGCUGUGUUUACCUUGAGGAAAUGGCAGCUGAUCUUGAUGGUCAGGACUGGCUUAACAUGGACACCAUAGAGCAGGCUUUGUUCAACAGGCUGCUUUUGCAGGAGCCAGGAAACCAUCUCAUUUACAUGACCUCCUGCAGUGUAGUGAAUCUCUCAGCAGAUCGUGACGCUGGAGAGAAACGUGCCAUACCUUACCUUUACGCCUGCUACCAGAGAGCUAAAGAGGAGAUCACUAAAGUUCCAGAGAAGCUGUUGUCGUUUGCUGUGAACUGCAAAAACCUGACCGUGUCCAAUGCACGAACUGUGCUGCUGACCCCAGAGAUCUACAUAAGUCAGAACGUUUACGAGCAGCUUCUGGACCUGUUGCUGGAGGCCGUCAGAGGAGCCCAGUUUGAAGAGGUUGUGGAGUUUUUAGAGGAGGUCAUUGCUAGCCUGUUGGCUGACCAAGAAGUGCGGACCUUUGGGGAGGUUAUGGUGCCAGUGUUUGAUAUUUUUCAAGGCCGGGUUAAAGACCUAGACCUCUGUCAGCUGCUGCUGUUUUCCUACCUGGAAAUUCUCCUGUACUUCAGUCGGCAAAAGGACAUUGCUAAGGUUUUAAUGGAGCACAUUCAGCCCAAAGACCCUAACAAUGGGAUUCAGUAUCAGAAAACACUUCUGGGAGCCAUCCUUAAUAUUUCUUGUCUACUGAAAACUCCUGGUGUAGUUGAAAACCAUGGCUUUUUCCUGAAUCCAUCUCGCUCCAGCCCACAGGAAUUGAAGGUUCAAGAGUCAAAUAUACACCAGUUUAUGGGGCAGUUUCAUGAUAAGCUCUAUCAGAUCCUGAAAAACUUGCUCCAGCAGUCCGGCGAGACUCGCCACCUGCUGCUCUCGUGGCUGGGUGGCUGUCUGCAGGCCAACAUGGGGCGGGCCAAAAUCUGGGCAAACCAGAUGCCCGAGAUUUUCUUCCAAAUGUACGCAUCGGAUGCAUUCUUCUUGAAUCUGGGAGCCGCUCUGCUCAAGCUCUGCCAGCCGUUUUCUCGACCCUACUCUCCUAAACUCCUGACCUUUAACCCCACAUACUGCUUGCUUAAAGAGCUGAGUGAAGAAGAGCGGCGUAACAGAAAUGUGCACGCUAGAGGUCUGGACAAGGAGACAUGUCUGAUACCUGUGCCCCCUCAGCAAACGGUUGAAUUUGCCCAAUCAUACAGCCUUCUGACAGAAAACCUCAUUCUUACACAACUUACCCUAUACCUGGGCUUCCAUAGACUUCAUGAUCAGAUGGUGAAGAUGAAUCAGUCUCUGCACCGGCUCCAGGGGACAUGGCGGGACACGCAGCUCAGUGGAGGCCCAGCAGCAGCAGAGCUACGGGAACAGUUCGAACGCCUUAUGACUGUCUAUCUCUCAACCAAGGCUGCAACCACACAGCCCACCAUGCUGCAAAACUGCCUCAACCUCCAGGCCUCCUGCGCCGCCCUGCUGGUUCAGCUCAGCCUGGGCAAUCAGGGCCCUGAACACAUUCCUCUCACCUUCCCUUUACCUUCACUGGAGAACAGCCUGCUUUGCUAUGUGCCAGAGUUCUUUGCUGAAAACAUGGGUGAUUUCUUCAUAUUCCUGCGCCGCUUUGCUGACGAGGUGUUGGAGUCCUCUGCGGAAAGCUUAGAACACGUACUGACCUUCAUCACUGUGCUCAUGGGCAACGUUGAUAGAAUGAAGAAUCCUCAUUUGCGGGCAAAGUUGGCAGAGGUCCUUGAGGCUGUGAUGCCCCAUAUGGAGACUCUGUCACCUGGCGCUGCCCAGCCUAUCAUGUUUCAGCGCCAAAGAGUUUUCAGCUCAUAUCGGCACGCGCCCCAACUCGCUGAAGCCCUUAUUACAGUGUUCGUGGAUAUAGAGUUCACCGGUGACCCGCAUCAGUUUGAGCAGAAGUUUAAUUACAGGAGGCCAAUGUACGCCAUUCUGAAGUACAUGUGGGGAGAGGAGAGCUACAGGGAAAGCAUCAAGAAUCUUGCUGAUUAUGCCUCUGAAAACCUUGAAGCCAUGAAUCCACCACUCUUCCUUAGGUUUCUCAAUCUCCUCAUGAAUGAUGCAAUCUUCUUACUUGACGAGGCUAUACAGUACUUAAGUAAGAUCAAAAUCCUCCAGCUGGAGCGGGAUCGGGGGGAGUGGGAUAGUCUGGCCCCUGACGCCCGCAGAGAGAAAGAAUCGAGUCUGCAGAUGUUUGGACAGCUGGGUCGCUUCCACAACAUCAUGUCGAAUGAGACCAUUGGCACCUUGGCUUUCCUCACAUCUGAGAUAAAAGGUCUUUUUGUUCACCCCUUUCUUGCUGAAAGGAUCAUCUCCAUGCUCAACUACUUUUUGCAGCACCUGGUAGGACCCAAAAUGGGUGCCUUGAAGGUGAAGGACUUCAGUGAAUUUGACUUCAAACCCCAACAGCUAGUGUCGGACAUCUGUACUAUUUACCUAAACUUGGGAGAUGAAGAAAAUUUCUGCGCUACUGUCCCAAAAGAUGGAAGGUCAUAUUCACCCACUCUGUUCUGCCAAACUGUCCGCGUCCUCAAGAAAAUCAACAAGCCCGGUGACAUGAUUAUAGCUUUCAGUCUCCUAGCAGAUAAAAUUAAGUCCCUUGCAGACAGGCAUCAGCAAGAGGAAGAGACGUUCUCUGAUGCUCCAGAUGAAUUUCUGGAUCCCAUCAUGUCUACCUUGAUGCUCGAUCCUGUGCUCCUACCGUCUUCAAACGUCACAGUGGACCGCUCAACAAUAGCACGACAUUUACUCAGUGACCAGACAGACCCAUUCAACCGCAGUCCGCUCACCAUGGACCAGAUCAGACCCAACGAAGAGCUCAGACAACAGAUCAUGAAGUGGCUUGCUGAUCACAAGCAAAGCAACCAGCAAAUGGGACCCAGUGGCUAAACCACACUACUCCCCUUCCCCCCAGAACCCAGGCAUGCUCUGUGUGACUAAACCAUUCAGAUGUUUCUGGCCUCUCUCAUACCGCAUUGAAACAAGAACAUUUAACCACAUACAGAGCAGCACGUAUGCAUUUAUGGUGUUAGUGUGCUCCUCAAAGGUCAAAUGCAAAUCUCUAAAUGCCAUAUCGCUGUAGCAUAUUCAGCUAUCUGUUCUUCUCUCUACAGUUUGAACUCUUCAUAGACUGAACUCGGUAAUCUGAGUCACGCUAUUGGUUGCAUUUUGCCUUGCCAAGAUUGUUCACUGUGGAAAAUUAAACUAGGGUUUAUUAGCAGAUGGCGUAUCUAAGGUUUGCUUACCUGUUCAAUGCAUUUGCCCUACCUCUGACUUGAUUCAAAUGCAUGCAAUAUUUUGUAAACAUCGCUUAUUUGUUGACUUUUUAAGUUAGAGUAUAUCUCAUUUUGAAAUUAAGGAAGAUCAAAUCAAUGUUGGCUGCAAACGAGAUCAAACUACCAUCAAACAUUUAGUUAAGAUCAUCAGCGUUUAUUCCAGCGAGCUUCAGUUUAAUGGUUGUUCCCGCUGGCAUUUGUGUUCCAUAAUGUCGCUUUUUGUUGGGCUUGUCUUUAACUCCUCCAUUUGUCAAAAUGCUUUUGUUCAUUACAAACAUUUUAUGUUAGAAACACAAGGAGCGUUUGCUAUAAUAUGCACAUUUACGAGACUCGUUAAGAAUAUUGAGCUCUCGUUGAAGCGUUUGGAAAUGCUCCUGUACAUUUUACAAGGAUCCAUUGUGUCUUUUAACAGUGCAAUAUGUCUCCAGUAAUGACUUAUUUGACUGCUGAGUCAGCCUUAUGACCUACUCUCAUACGCGGUGACAUCAUGUCUCUUUUUCUAACAGUUGCGAAACUGCAUGCUCUGGGCGGAUGGACUUUGCUACUGACGUUUGUCUUAAAAGAUGAUAUUGAUAAGACGCUGUCCACUCACUGCCUUCAGUCCAGGGAGCUGCAUUAGAUUGACCCUUCAAGUAGUAUAGGGCAUGCCUGCAUUUCGUCUGCACUGAUUGUUUUUUUUUUUUGCUGUGUGUUAGUUGGUUUUAAAUUGGCUCCAUUAUAUGUUCAAGAUCUAAUAAAUGAGACCCAAUGAUUUCUCAGCACAAACAGAACGCUUUAGGAUACUUUUGUUAGUUCUCUCUUCUAAAUUUUGCCAUUUCUGUUACAUUUUAGAGUAGUCAUAUGCGUCAUUCCUACGAUUCUGUGCUGUUUGAGUGCCCAAAACGUAAUAUGUGAUGCUGGAACACAAAACCUGUGCAACGUAAAGUCUUAAGCUGCACAGGUAUAGUUUUAGGAAUAACCAAAAUACAUUGUAUAGGUUAAAAUAAUUGAUUUUCUUUCAUGCAAAAGUCAUAAGUAAUAAAAUGUUCCAAUAAGUUGUUUUUUUUUUACUCUAAAUAUGUCAGAACUGUUUUUGCUAAUAAUAUACAUAGCUGAGGACUUAAUUUAGAUAACUUUUAAAGGAGAUUUUUCUCAUUAUUUAGAUUUUUUUAACUUCCAGCUUCCAGAUUUUGAAAUACUUCUAUCUUGGUCAAAUAUUGUCCUGUCUUAGCAAAGUAUACAUCAAUAGAAAUAUUAUUUAUUCAGAUUCCAGGUCAUGUAUCAAUAUCAAGUAAAAAAAACAACAACUUAUCACUGGUUUAGUGGUCCAGGAUCAGGUUUUUUUUAUUAUUAUUAUUAAAACGUGAUAAUACUAAUUUCUUGAAGAUUGUCUAACAUAAUUUAACUAUCCUCCACCAUAGAACACAAUAGGGCUGCACAAUAUUGGAAAAAUCUGAUGCUGUGAUAUUUUAUUUUUCUUCGCUAAUUAUUGUGAUAUGAAUACAGUUUCAGAAGAUGAAGUUUGGUUUUUAUAAAAACUUCACAAGUUUGAAUAGCUCUAUUUGACGGACGUCUGGAGAAUCUAACAUUAUUGAGGUAGAGAAAUUGAAUUAACACAAUGCAAAAUAACCUUUUUCUUCAUCUCAUUUCUAGUCCAGAUAUCUCAAAUUUCUUAGAUCAAGUUUGGUGUUGUUUCACCUUCAGACGGAAUAAGCCCAAAUUAAGAGUUUUUCCUUAAAAUAAGCUAAAUUAUCUGCCAAUAGGGUAAGUAAAAAAUGCAUAUUUUUGCUUUUAAAUGUAGAUAUUUAAAUUGGAAACAAGACAAAAAUUGUAAAUAAUAAAUCUUUACGUAAUUAAAUACAAUUAAUAUUUGUUACACCAAACAAUUUUUUUGGUGCCCAAAUGUUUUAAACUCUCUUGAAAUGCUCAGUCACAGGGAUUAAAAACUAUUUUUUAAGCAUGCAAACAUGCAAAUGAUAAAUUUUCAGUCUGUUAUGUAAACUUAGCAGUGACUCAACAAUUCACAUGUGUUCUGUGGCUUCUGAUUAGUAAUAUUAUUCAGAUUUUAGUGUAAGUAUGCUGAACAGUCAUUUCCUCAGUCAAAUCCUCCUAUUUGUUCCUCUGGUAUCAGGAAGUAGCUUAUCAUUUCAGAGGGAAACAUCUACAAGCAGGGCAAGUAUUGUUUUUUUCAUCAGCUUGAUCUCCAACACUUUAAAAUACUUUUAUUAGCUUUUAGGGUGAUUUAUAGAGGAAACAAUAAUUUGUAGACACCAUGUUGGUAUUUAUCAUCUUGUAUAUUAAAGAUUUAAGAGAGAAAUGAUGAUGACAUUAUAUCUGUAUAAUUCUAUAGCUAUAUUAUGUCUCGUGAAAUAAUGGCAACAUUUAUUUAGGAAGUCUAUCAGCUAUAAGACGAAUUCCACAAUUAGGAAAAACACCUGAAUUCUUGGUUUUGUGCGUAGGUUACUCUAACUAUUUAUGCUGAACAUUGGGAAAUAUUAUUUUUAAAAAUUGGUAAACAAUUAUUAAUAUUACAUCUGAGCAUUUUCUCACGAAGAUGUAAUAUACUGAAAUAGCACAGAAAAGUAUGCAUGAUCCAUAUAUUGUACAUACCAUUGUGUCCCUAUCAAGUGUACAACAGACUUUCAACAGUAGUAUCGGAUGAAUGAUUCUGGCUGAGGUAUAACUGCUGAAAAUGACAGCAUGAUUUAAUGAUGUUUGUUUUGUUUUUGUCAAGUUUUUAAAAAAAAUCAUUAAUUGUGCUUAUGGCUUGUUUAUAUUUGCUCCAAUGUUGGAUGAAGAUUAAAAAAAUCUU
Messenger RNA from Danio aesculapii, 6524 nucleotides. RefSeq names its product ubiquitination factor E4A (UFD2 homolog, yeast) (gene ube4a). The transcript has 20 exons. The record is from RefSeq and is a predicted model, not a curated record. Lineage: Eukaryota; Metazoa; Chordata; Actinopteri; Cypriniformes; Danionidae. Gene Ontology annotation, molecular function: ubiquitin-ubiquitin ligase activity. Gene Ontology annotation, biological process: protein polyubiquitination. The coding region runs from base 117 to 3347 and encodes 1076 amino acids. Gene Ontology annotation, cellular component: nucleus; ubiquitin ligase complex; cytoplasm.